Malassezia vespertilionis is the source of this 1890-nucleotide messenger RNA. RefSeq names its product [pyruvate dehydrogenase (acetyl-transferring)] kinase (gene BUR1). NCBI's taxonomy places the organism in Eukaryota, Fungi, Basidiomycota, Malasseziomycetes, Malasseziales, Malasseziaceae. The transcript has 2 exons. Gene Ontology annotation, molecular function: cyclin-dependent protein serine/threonine kinase activity; ATP binding. Bases 1 to 1890 code for a protein of 629 amino acids. Gene Ontology annotation, cellular component: nucleus. Gene Ontology annotation, biological process: protein phosphorylation. The record is from RefSeq and is a predicted model, not a curated record.
AUGGCGCGCGACGACCCGCACUGGAGGCCCAGUGCGCGGGGCUACCGACGUGACGAUCGGUCUCCUGCUCGAGGAGGGUACCAAGGUUACCGUGCACGCUCGCGCUCGCCACCGCGUGGCGAAGGCCAUCGCACGUUUUUGCGUCGUUCGCCGAGCCGUUCGCCGCGCGCGAGACGACGUCCUUCUUCUCCGUACAGCCGCAGUGGCGAGCGUAGGAACGACGACCGGGGGAUGCGCUCGUGGGAUUAUGAUGAACGCUCGAAUGAUGGAUGGCCGCGAAAUCGUGAUCAUGUAUACGAGCGGCCACGGCCACGUCCUGCGCCGUACCAUCUGGACGAGCCGCAGGAGACGCGCGUGCGCCCUUUGGCUUACACAGACUCUCCUACCGUGCGCGAGCCACGGAGGAUGCCGCCGCGCCCCGAUUCGCGCGGCGACACAGGGCCACCGCGGCGGACGAGUCGUCCGGAGUCGUUCCAGCCGCCGGAGCCGGAGCCGGAGCCUGUGCGCCCCAAGCUCAAUGUCCCGAUCAAGGUGCGCAAAGGGCCCAGACCGGGUACACUUGCACGGCGGAACCGUGUCAAGCCAGCACCGCUAAAGGAGCGCCGGUUUGUGGGGUGCAGCACACUGGACCAGUACGAUCUCACUGUCAAGCUUGGCCAGGGUACGUUUGGUGAGGUGAAGCAAGGAAAACAGGUGACUACGGGAAGGGAUGUUGCUCUCAAAAAGGUUACGAUUUACGAGGCGCGCGACGGAAUGCCGAUUACUGCAUUGCGUGAGAUCAAACUGCUUAAAGCACUGCAUCAUCCGCACAUCGUCCCUGUCAUCGAUAUGGCGUACAAGCCAGCAACAGAGCGCGGCAAGAUGGGCGACGUGUAUAUGGUCGAGCCAUACAUGGACCACGACCUGAAUGGGCUGCUGGACAACCCGGAUAUUCACCUACAAAUGAAUCAGAUCAAGCUGUACAUGCGGGAGCUGCUCGAAGGCACCUUGCACAUGCACAAGAAUCAUAUCCUACACCGCGAUAUGAAGGCGGCCAAUCUGCUCAUCGACAACGAGGGCCAGCUUCAAAUCGCCGAUUUUGGUCUUGCGCGGCCGUUCCACGAUCCGACACAGGCAUGGCGUGGGCGGGGUUGGAAGGGGAGUAGCCAAAACUACACAGAUAUGGUGGUCACACGAUGGUACAGGCCGCCGGAGCUGCUGGCGGGGCAGCGUAACUACGGGCCGCCUGUCGAUAUGUGGGGCGUCGGCUGCAUUCUCGCCGAAAUGGUGACUGGGAAGCCCAUUUUCAAGGGGGCUUCUGAGAUCAAUCAGCUCGAGCUGAUUGCAGCGCUCUGUGGCUCGCCCAACGAAGACAACUUUCCUGGCUGGUCCAAAUUGCCAGGGGUGAAGAAUGCCACUUCGUCGGGGCGACCCGAUACGAACCCCAAUACAGUAGGACGCCAUGACUUUGGCAGGCACCCGCGCAUUGUCAAGCAGCAUUUUACAUCGACGGUCGACGUGGGGCGCGAGUGUGCGGAUCUGAUCGACAGAUUGCUCACGCUGGACCCACGCAAACGCCUUACUGCUGCCGAAGCACUCGAGCACGAAUGGUUCUGGACAAAGCCGUAUCCCGCGGACCCAGCUUCCUUGCCCAAGUAUACGCCGUCGAAGGAAAUCGACCGCAACAAGCGCGAUCGCAAAGUGCCGAGACAAGCGAAUCCUGCGCCCUUGCCUUUGCAGCCGCCCUUGCCUUUGCCGCCGCAGCAAGCCGUGGGAAGUGCAGCGUACCCGGCAAUGCCCAGGAUACCUAUUGCAUCCAAGCCGCGAUCCUACGAUCGGCCAAAUGACCAGGGAUGGUACAAUCCAUCACACGGAACGCGCGAUAGUCGCGGUCCAUCCAAGCACUACUAA